Halteromyces radiatus is the source of this 2352-nucleotide messenger RNA. RefSeq names its product dipeptidyl peptidase III. The transcript is spliced from 5 exons. Gene Ontology annotation, biological process: proteolysis. NCBI's taxonomy places the organism in Eukaryota, Fungi, Mucoromycota, Mucoromycetes, Mucorales, Cunninghamellaceae. Bases 118 to 2178 code for a protein of 686 amino acids. Gene Ontology annotation, molecular function: metalloexopeptidase activity; dipeptidyl-peptidase activity. The record is from RefSeq and is a predicted model, not a curated record. Gene Ontology annotation, cellular component: cytoplasm.
AAUAUUUAUUUUUGUGUGUUUCCCUCCUUUUUCUUUUUCUUUUUCAACAUUCUUUCUUCUAUUUUAUCCAGCAUCAAGUCUCGUCAUCAAACGAGCAAAAUAUUAUUAUAUAAAUCAAUGUCUACUGCUACUUUUCGUUAUUUGGCGGAUUUGAAGGCUCCUUUUUCAAUUCUUGAAGCCAAACCUUUUUUUAACUCUUUGGACAAUAUACAAAAGACUUAUGCUCACCACAUGUCGCGUGCUGCUUUUGAAGGAACUCGUAUUAUUAUUACUCAAACUAAUCCUCGAGCCGAAACUAUCUAUGAUUUGAUUCUCAAAAUAUUCUCAAACAAACAAGGUCAAUUGACGGAUAUUCAAGCUCUCCAACAAAGAAGUGAAGUAUCUCCUGAAACUUUUGAAGAUCUACUUCAAUACUCUGGUCAGUUUUUGGGUAACCUAAGCAAUUAUAAAUCUUUUGGUGACGAAAAGUUUAUCCCUCGUAUUUCUGUCAAGGAUUUCGAAAAGGUAGUGGCUGCAAGUGAACUCAAAGAAGAAGCAUUAUCUCUUUUCAAUCAAGCUAAGGACGAAAUUUACAACGUGGAACCUGUUACUCGCAAUUUGCUUGGUUACCCUGACGAUGGACAACUUUCUGGUUAUUAUUCUGACAACAUCACAAAAGAUGAUAUCAAAGCUGUACAAACUUAUUUGGAAAAAAUCAAUAUUGAUCCUUUGAAUACAAGAUUAUUCAAAACUGACAAUGGUUAUGACUUGGCUAUCGCUUCUUCUGAUUUCAAGUCUGAAACUCAUAUAUUGGAAAAUGGUACUCCAUUAACAUUGAAGUAUGGUGAUUUCCACGAGCAAAUGACCAAAGUCGCUGAAAAUAUUCAAUCUUCUAUUCCGGUGGCUGCCAAUGACAAUCAAAGGAACAUGCUCAACUCUUAUUACGAUUCAUUCAAGACUGGAUCCAUUGAGGAUCAUAUGGAAUCUCAACGACACUGGCUACGAGAUAUUGGUCCACUUGUAGAAACGAAUAUUGGUUUUAUUGAAACUUAUCGUGACCCUCAAGGUGUUCGGGCUGAAUGGGAAGGAUUUGUGGCUAUGGUGAACAAAGAACAAACUGAAAAAUUCAACAACUUGGUCCAACAAGCUCCUCUAUUUGUAUCUCGAUUACCUUGGCCUGAUACAUUUGAACGAGACACCAUCAACAAACCUGAUUUUACCUCUUUAGAAGUACUUUCUUUUGCUACUUGUGGUAUUCCUGCUGGUAUCAAUAUUCCAAAUUACACACAAGUAACACAAAAGCUCGGCUCCAAAAAUGUAUCUCUUGGAAAUGUGAUCUCAGCAUCCUCACCUGGUGAAAAAUUCCCUUUUAUUGUUGCGGAAGAUCUAGACUUGUACAAAAAACUUCGAAAUCCGGCAUUUGAAGUACAAGUAGGAACUCAUGAAUUGGGGCACGGUACUGGCAAACUAUUCAAUGAAGAUACAGAUGGAAAAUUCGACUUUGAUCAAGAUAAGGUGAUUCAUCCAUUCACCCAACAACCUCUUAGCUCAUGGUACAAACCUGGACAAACCUUUAGUUCUGUAUUUGGUGGUAUUGCUUCUAGUUAUGAAGAAUGUCGUGCUGAAUGUAUUGCAUUGACUCUUUCACCUGAUGAUGAUAUCUUGAAAAUUUUUGGAUACGAAGGUCAAAUGGCUGAAGAUAUACUUUAUGUGAUGUAUCUUAAUAUGGCUCGUGCUGGUCUGGCAGCUCUUGAAUAUUAUGAUCCUAUAGCAAAGAAGUGGGGUCAAGCUCAUAUGCAAGCUCGUUACGCUAUUACUAGAAUCAUGAUGCAAGCUGGUGAUAAUUUCUUAUCUAUCAACAAGACAAAGGACGAUGAAGGUAUUGAUACCCUAGAAAUUCGAUUGGAUAGAUCAAAGAUUCGUUCUAUUGGACGACCAGCUGUUGCUACCUUUUUGGAAAAACUUCAAGUAUACAAGGCAACGGCAGACGUAGAGAAUGGAAGCAAGUUAUAUUUGGAAACCACUAGUGUACCUGAUGAUUGGGUAAGCAUGCGUGAUACUGUGAUUCGAAACAAGCAACCUCGCAAGGUCUUUGUCCAAGGAAACACCUUUAUUGAUGAUGAUGGUCAAGUUAUCUUAAAGGAAUAUGAAGCAUCCCCUAUUGGUAUGAUUCAAAGUUAUAUUGAACGUUUAGUAUAGAUUUUAUUCUUGUUGUUUUGUUUAUAUAUAUUGUUAUGCUAUGUCAAUCCUUUUUUUUUUUGUCUAUUUGUAUAUUCCUUGAUGGAUAAUCAUAUGGAGAAAUGUAUUAGAACAUAAUAUCAAUAUAAAUAUAUAUUUUUUUAACCAUUACUUGCUGAUUAUUGACAGAUUGAC